Molecule: messenger RNA, 2472 nt
Organism: Clonostachys rhizophaga
Lineage: Eukaryota; Fungi; Ascomycota; Sordariomycetes; Hypocreales; Bionectriaceae
Source: the annotation of a GenBank genome assembly
AUGCUUGGCCGAUCAUUCUCGAAAUGGCCCUCAGUCACCCGUGCAUGGUCAGUCUCAUACGCCGGGAAGCCUCCGUUCCAAGUCCUUUGCCUCCGUGGCUCCUAUCGCUUCUUUACAGAUACGCAUAACUUACUUAAACAUCGGAAAAGGAAAUAUCCAUUUACCCCAUCUGGAGAGCAGCAAGCGAUAGCAGAACUGUGCAGCAGGAGGAAUGUUCUUGUGUCGGCUCGUCCAGGCUCAGGCAAAACGGCUACGGCCGAAGCUAUCGUAGCCGCCUACCCAAACAAACGAGUAGCUGUGCUCACCUACUCAAAGAGACUUCAGCUGGAAACUUAUCGACGGCUUCGCACCUACUCUAACUGCGAAGCCUUCACUUUUCACUCCAUGGCUGGCUUACUUUUCGGGACCCUUGUUCGUGACGACACUAUUCUGGCGGAGCAAAGAAAAGAAGUACUUGAUCGCAACAAGUCCCCUCAAUGGGGUCCUGAACCCUUUGACAUCAUUGUGUUGGACGAGUUUCAAGACUGUACCGGACUCCUCUUCUGGCUAACCAACUGCUUCAUCCUCGCCAAUGACCAGAAGAUGGGCGGUCAAUCUGCGCGUCUCGUCGUUCUGGGAGAUGAGAGACAAUCCAUCUAUGGAUUUCGUGGUGCCGACGACCGCUACCUUACCUCGGCUCCUGAGUUAUUGGGUCCCCUCAACCCUUAUCCCUUUGUUAGGGCUCAGUUAAGCCAAAGCUUUCGGCUGUCAACCCAAUCAGUUCGGUUCAUCAAUAAUACUUUUCUCAGAGGCGAAUCAUACAUCACCAGCUCCAAGCCUGGCCCCAAGCCCAUUGUCAUAAGAUGCCACCGUUGGGAUAGCGACGCGUUGGCCGAGCAGCUGUGGAACCUAAUCAAGCGCUAUGGAGCCAAGAAUACCGCAGUUAUAGCGCCUGCUGUGCGUAGUCAUGGGCCUCUGCAGGAAGUGGUCAAUAUAUUGUCGGAGCAGUAUAGUGUGCCUAUUGCCGUAUCACUCGAAGACGAGGUUCCACUAGAUGACAGGGUAAUUGAGGGCAAGAUGUGUGUUUCCACCAUUCAUCAAUUCAAAGGCAGCGAGCGUGAUUUAGUCAUACUCUUCGGCCUCGACUCGUCAUUUUUUAAGUAUUAUGGCCGCAAUCUCCCCGAUGAUAGAUGCCCUAACGUGGUUUUUGUGGCUCUAACGCGUGCAGUGGAACAGCUUGUCUUGGUCCACUACGAAGAGGAGAAAUUCAUGCCUUUUACAUCGGUCGAAGCUUUGCUCGAGACAGCCAAGGUCAUCGAUAUCACAAAAAAUGGGGACAGAAUUAAGCCGCCUAAUGCUCCGGGCCGACCCUUGGAACGUGGGCUUACCCUGCCACGCUCGAUCGUGGUCCGGGACAUAGCCCGGCACAUAAAGGAUGAAGAUCUCGACGCCAUUGUUAAUAGCCACUUAUGCAUUCGAGCGCUCUCACCUCUACCGAAGAAUGAGCACAUUGAGCUCCUGGAUAUUGUAGUUUCGGACAGAGGAAAGAGGUUCCACGAAGCGGUGAGCGAUUUGAAUGGUCUAGUCGUUGUCGCGGCCUUCGAGUAUGAUAUUGCUGGAACUCUGGACACACUUGGUCUUAUACAAAGCGAUACCGAUACAAUUCCUGCAGUCUGCUCACACCAGGGUGUUUCGUGGCUUUGUCGAAAGGCCUGUGACUAUGAGGCUGGCUUCUCGGGCUAUCUCCCGCGUAGUAUCCAGAUGAAAAACCACGCCUUCGAUUGGAUAGAACCUGAAGACCUUGCUCUGGCACGGAGCCGACUCCGCGGGGAGCUCAGCGGGCUAGCCUCAAACCUUAGGUUCGAGGUUGAAGCCGAGGGGGGGUUCAGCAUUGAUGAUCAGAAAUGCCGACUCGUUGGUCGAGCUGACAUCGUGGCAACUUUGUCCAAUUCCGAUAGAAAUAACGUCGGAGGCAUUGAAUCUUUAUGGGAGAUCAAAUUUGUUUCUCAACUUUCAUACCAGCAUGCCAUACAGGCAUGCGCGUAUGCCUAUUUGCUGAAGCUUCCGCGCGUUAUACUCUACAAUGUACGAAACGGGCAGAAGUGGGAGAUCAUACCUCGUGACGGGCAAGAAGGACUACGUCACAUGAUUGAAAGCGUUCUCAGGCUCAAAUACACGACUACAGGAAAGGCACUAUGCUUGGCUCCUGCUACUCAGAUGAGUGCUGAGAUGGCUAGUCUUGAGAAUAGCGAUGCAGAGGCAAGGAAUAAGCGUACUAGUACAAGUCCGGCCGCCGAGGAUCCUCCUACCCCUCCGGUAGUAGAUAAAAUAUCCGUGGAUGAAUGGGAAGCUGUUGAAAUUACAGGCGAAGAGUUGAUCAAUGGGAACCUAUACUAUACAGUGGAGUGGAAACCAACCGCUGUACCAGAGGAGGAUUGUAGGAAUAUGAGUGAGUUGGUCGAGGAGUGGAAGAAGUCAAAGACACGUCGAUAG